AUGGGCGUUCUGAGCCAUAGAUUUGCCCGGAUUUGUGCUUUAUUUGUGCUCGCCUUCGGCCUUGUCGUCUGGCCGAGCGGGGUUGUGGCAAGCACGAAAAUUCCUUCAAAGUCUCUGGCCGUGCGAGGGUGCCGGGCAGAGUCAGCGGAAGCGUGGGAAGAGCUAGCGAACGAACUGGCCAAACAAAAUGACCAGGACAAAGCGAAGCUGCUUCUCCGCGCCCUGGCGGCGGAGAUGAAGGCCCAGACACAGGCGGCGGAGAUGAAGGCGCAGGCGGCGGAGAUGAAGGCGCAGAUCGAGGCGGAUGAAGGCGCAGAUCCAGGCGGCGGAGAUGAAGGCGCAGACGUCGGAGAUGAAGGCCCUGAAGAAGGAUCUCAUGGCCAUAAGGGGGGAAUUCACUGCCCGAGAUGCUGUGCAAUUCUUGAACAAGGCUGUUCAGAAUUGCUUGCCUGCAGGCCCGAUUCCCGGCCUCUUCUUGAAGGACACGUUUAG
This is a messenger RNA of Symbiodinium necroappetens, 492 nucleotides long. Lineage: Eukaryota; Dinophyceae; Suessiales; Symbiodiniaceae. The record is from the annotation of a GenBank genome assembly.